Iphiclides podalirius (scarce swallowtail) is the source of this 492-nucleotide messenger RNA. The record is from the annotation of a GenBank genome assembly. NCBI's taxonomy places the organism in Eukaryota, Metazoa, Arthropoda, Insecta, Lepidoptera, Papilionidae.
AUGGCGAUCUGCAUGAAAUGCAAAGAACAAGUUGCUGAUGGGGCCGACUGCUGCCUAUGUAAAAGCUCUUUUCGUUUCCAUUGUGCUGGUAUUAGUGAAGCCGGAUACCGUAGACAAGGAGAUCGAAGGUUGACAUGGCGCUGCUCGAGAUGCAAACAAGGCCAAGUACAUGGCAAAUCCCCCACCCAGGCACCGGACGUAAAGUCGUCAGGAGUAGUAGAAGGGGAUCAAGAAAUAACUCUAGCUCAACUAAUGAAAGAGAUAAAGGACAUAUCAGUUAAACUUAAUCCCCUUGAUGCUAUUGAAGCGGAUAUUAAGUUGCUUAAGGAAAAUAUGGCACAGCUUCAAAAAGCAAAUGUCCAAACAAGCAAUACAGUUCAAGAACUUUCGAAGAAAAUAUUGAACAUUGAAUCUAGGGUCUCUAUAGUUGAAAAGCAGAAGGAGAAAAUUGUAUCACUACAUCAAAAAGUCGAAUCCCUGGAGACACAAAUA